Molecule: messenger RNA, 2322 nt
Organism: Lolium rigidum
Lineage: Eukaryota; Viridiplantae; Streptophyta; Magnoliopsida; Poales; Poaceae
Product: pentatricopeptide repeat-containing protein At2g46050, mitochondrial-like
Exons: 2
Coding region: 1-1551 (516 amino acids)
Biological process (GO): RNA modification
Molecular function (GO): RNA binding; protein binding
Source: RefSeq, a predicted model, not a curated record
AUGAAAACAUGUCUGAUGUGGCCGCGCGGCUUCCUCUCGCGUCUUCUCCUCCGCGCGACCGCCGGCGCCACGGACGGCCAGGCCUGCGCGCGCAUCCACGCGCUCCUCGUCAAGUCCGGGCACGCCUCCGACACUCGCCUGGCCACCGCGCUCGCCGACGCCUACGCCAAGUCGGGCCUCGUCGCGCCCGCGCGCAUGGUGUUCGACGAGACGCCGCGCCGGGACCUCGUGCUCUGGAGCGUCAUGAUCUCCUGCUACUCCUCCCACGGCAUGCUCCAGCACUCAUGGGCGCUCUUCGCCGCCAUGCGGAGGAGCGCGGGCCUCUCUGGCGACGGCUUCACCUUCAGCGCCUUGCUGAGCGGCCGCGCUCUUUCAUCUUCAUGCAGCCACCACCACCCGGGGAUCCUGGCGCAUGGCCUUGUUCUCAGGCUGGGCCUCCACCUGGACCUUGUCGUCGCCACCGCGCUCCUCGACAUGUACGCAAAGUGCGGCCGGGUCGCUGAAGCUCGCCGGGUGUUUGAUGCCAUGCUGCUCAGGAACUCCGUCUCCUGGAAUGCCAUGAUUGUCUGCUACGGCCAGCAUGGUGGAGGCAAGGAAGCGCUGCAGCUUUUCGUUUCCAUGCUCAGGAAUGAUGAUGGGUGCUGCUGUCGGGCCGAUGAGCUAACGCUUGCCAGCUUGCUUAGCUCCUGUGCCAACAUGGUGGCUGCCUAUGAGGCUACCCAGCUUCAUGCUUAUGCCCUCAAAAGGGGCUUACAGGGAUAUCUGCAAGUAGCCAACGCUCUGAUCAUGGCCUAUGGUAAGAAUGGAUUUCUUCUACAAGCAACACAAACAUUUGCUACCAUCCGUAGCCCAGACAUAGUUUCAUGGUCAUCCAUGGUUUCAUCUUUCGCCUACCUCGGGUGUGCCAAGAGCGCAAUCCGUGUGUUUGAGACAAUGCUCCGUCAAGGCGUGCGGCCUGAUGGCAUUGCGUUUCUUGGAGUUCUUUCUGCCUGCAGCCAUGCUGGGCUCAUUCAAGAUGGCCUAAAGUAUUUUCUUGCAAUGACGAAAGAUUACCGAAUCGAUCCAUGUCCGCAGCAUCUUGCUUGUCUGGUUGAUCUCCUAGGGAGGGCUGGCAGGGUUCAGGAUGCCUACAACGUUUUACUCAACAUGUCCUGCCAAACAAACACUGGUGUUAUUGGAGCUUUCCUUGCUGCCUGCAAGACGCGGGGCAACGUUGAGCUCGCAAAGUGGGCUGCUGAUAGACUACUCGGUCUGGAACCAAAUGAGUCGGCAAAUUACCUGCUUAUAUCUAAUGCUUAUGCUGCUGCAGGAGCUUGGACUGAGCUUGCGAAGGUAAGAAGUCAUAUGAGGAACAUGUGCGGCACCAAGGUUCCCGGCUGUAGCUGGAUAGAAGUAGGUGGAAAGGUUCAGACAUUUGUCUCCAAUGAUAUUUCGCUUCAACAGUCAACAGAGAUGCGACAUAUGAUGGACAUAAUUGUUACAUUCCUGGAAAAAGAGUUCAAUGAAGAUACUAUUUGCAAAGAGUCAGAUUUAAUAUCAGAAUGGUGUUGAGACCUUGCUAAAAUAUAUAGGGGUUAACUGGCAUCUGCAAUAUAUGGUCUCAGACCUUUCUUGUUUGGCAAUGUAAACCAUUCUCAGGUUAUCAAGGUUUGGAAUCUCCAGUUUUAUCUCCAUGCACUCCCAACCGGCAGAGGCAUCCUGAUCUAGUCCUGAACUGGAAACUGCCUUCACCUGCCACUUCCAGAAUCACUUGUUCUGCAUUACAAACAUGGAUGGGGAGUGGUACAACUUCGAUUGUCUGUAUCCAGCUUGUGAGCACCUCUCUCACUUUACACUUUCAGCUUACCUUGAUACCAUGAGGCGGUCCUGGCUCGAUCAUCUUUGCAGUAAGGGGCGCUUCUGCUUUCUCCAGGGACUGCUCCACUGAUAAAAAUAAUCUUGGCCAGUGGCUGAAUCCUGAUGAAAUUACACAUUCACGCUUCAAGGUGCAGCAGAAACAAGAGGGCUACACUGCAACUGAGAUGGCCUCGAGGAGGUAUCUCACUGUGGUGAACUGGCGAUAACCACUAGCUAGAGGGACUUGAAGUUGCUCGCGCCAAAACUGAAGUACCUAGUCAGCAGCCUUACCAACAUGAAGGCAUGCCUAUGCUGCAAGAGAAAACUGAUGACGACCAAAAGGAGGCAAUAGCUAUUAGCUUGAUUCCAUUUGAAGCUCCAUUGACCAGUUCUCAUCUAUCCCAAGAAGAGGGAAAUUUGAAAAAAACAUUGGCUAUAGCAACUCUGAAGGACCGAUGAAAGAAGAUUGCGAUGCCAUUUUGUCCA